UGAAACACCAAUUUUUCUAACCGAAAACCUUCUUUAGGAGAGACCUCAAAUUUCAGUCUUCAUAGAGCGCCUAAACUCAAAUUUUCCAGCCCACGAACCCUAACCGGAAAUUUCCAGAUCGAAAAUGGAUUCUUCGAGUUCAUCAACUAGUAUCGCUGCUGUUAGUGAGAAGCAAAAGAAAAUGUCUCACGUUGAAGCGAAGGGGUUUGUGGAUGAGAUGAGGGUUGUGGCUAUGAAAAUGCACACCAAAGAUCAAGCUAAGGAGGGAGAAAAAGAGUCAAAUGAACAAGAGCCAGAAGGGCAGCCUCUCUCCAAAUGGGAGCCUAGCAUCGAAGGAUACUUGAAGUUUUUGGUGGAUAGCAAAUUGGUUUUUGAUACUUUGGAGAAGAUUGUGGAGAACCCUCAUUUCACUGAAUAUGCAGAGUUCCGAAACACUAGAUUGGAAAGGUCGGAAAGGCUUGCCAAAGAUUUAGUAGGGUUGAAGGAAAAAUAUCGGGCCAUUCCAGAGCCAUCUACACAUGGUAUUAACUACGCUCAAUAUUUGAAAGAGAUAUCAGAAAAUGACACUCAAGCAUUUAUGUGUCACUUCUACAACAUAUAUUUCGCUCAUUCCGCUGGUGGGCGGAUGAUAGGAAGGAAGGUGGCUGAAAAACUACUCAAUAAGGAGGUGCUGGAAUUCUACAAGUGGGAUGGGGAUCUCUCACAACUCUUGCAAAAUGUUAGGGACAAGCUCAACAAUAUUGCACAAAGCUGGACAAGAGAAGAGAAGAAUCACUGCUUAGAAGAAACUGAGAAAUCAUUCAAGUUCUCGGGGGAUAUCCUUCGCUUAAUAUUGUCCUAAUUAAUUAACCCAAAAGGGUACUCCUUAUGUCCCACACAUAAUAAGUAUCUUUGUUGUACUAAAAUAAUACACAUAAUUAUUUUCGGACGAAGGAAGUAUUUUCUUUGGGAGCGCGAAUCUCUAUUAGUUGUAAUAUACUGUAGGCCAACCGCCCUUAUGAAGUCAAUCUUAUUAUCUGUUUUACCGAGGUUUUCAGUUGGUUCCCAACCUAUGUUUUCGCUUCACUCUCCCACUUAAUCUCUAUGAGUGCCUUCUGAGCAUCUCCCUUCCAGACACUAUCCAGCAGAGUUAUAGACGGCUAAUCAAAUUAGACCUAUUGAGUUAUUGGGAUUUGGUUUUGUAUAUUUUAUAUAGAUUAUAAGAUGGGGCUGAAUUGUGAAAUUACCAUGUACAUGUGAUGGGUUUUACUCCGUUUGAAUAUGAUUUUCAGUGAUU
Oldenlandia corymbosa var. corymbosa is the source of this 1276-nucleotide messenger RNA. NCBI's taxonomy places the organism in Eukaryota, Viridiplantae, Streptophyta, Magnoliopsida, Gentianales, Rubiaceae. The record is from the annotation of a GenBank genome assembly.